AUGGCAUCGUCUAAUACAUUGCCUGCCAGCAAUCACCAGCACUACGAGACCAAGGCACUGGCCCAGCAUAAAGACGAACAAUGCCUCACCCACCUGCAAGCAACCGACCCCCGCCACGACAAGGACAAUAUCGAGUUAAGAAAGGGUGGUCUCCUCAGAGAGUCAUACUGCUGGGUUCUCAGUCAUGACAAUUUCCACCGAUGGCGCGACAACCGAGAUGGCCAGUUGCUCUGGGUUAGAGGCGAUCCUGGCAAGGGCAAAACGAUGUUGCUCUGCGGAAUAAUUGAUGAGCUGGAGAAAGACACUGCGCGCACAGACAACAUCGCGUUUUUCUUCUGUCAGGCCACGGACGAUCGCCUCAGCAAUGCUACAGCGGUCCUCCGUGGGCUGAUCUACCUGCUUGUGACCAAGCAGCAGCCGGAACUUAUUUCACACGUUCGCGAAAGCUGCUAUGGUUUGGGGAAAGAGGGCUUCCAAGGCCCCACUUCAUGGGUGGUAUUGUCAAAGAUUUUUACCAACAUUCUCGAAGACCCGAAGUUACGGGGAACAUAUCUAAUCAUUGACGCGCUUGACGAGUGUACUGGAGACCGGGACCUGCUUCUCGACCUUAUCGCAAGCAAGUCAUCAGCAUACCCGAAAGUUAAGUGGCUCGUAUCCAGUCGCAACUGGCCGGAUAUCGAGGAGAGUCUCAACACCGCAACACAGAAAAUAAACCUACGUCUUGAGCUGAAUGAAGAGUCUGUCUCCGCUGCUGUCACCACAUAUAUCCAGUCCGAAAUAGAUAAGCUUGCGAAGCGGAAAAAAUACAAUAACGAUACGCGGGACGCUGUCAAGCGCUAUUUGGAUACGAACGCACAUGGGACCUUCCUCUGGGUAGCGUUGGUCUGUCAAGAGCUCGCCAAGAUCUCGAGAUGGGAAGCUGUGGAGAUAUUAACAACAUUUCCGCCUGGGCUCGAUGCAAUCUAUGAACAGAUGAGGGACAAGAUCAACAAGUCGAGGAAUGCUAAACUUCUCCAAAGAAUACUGGCUGUCAUCUCGGUCGUAUACCGACCUAUCACAUUAAACGAACUACCGGCCCUCGUGGAUAUGCCAAACUGUUCCUCUGGAAAUGUCGAGGAUCUAACAGAGAUCGUAGGGCUUUGCGGCUCUUUCCUGACACUGCGCCAACACACGAUAUCAUUCGUCCACCAAUCCGCUAAAGACUUCCUACUCAGCAACGGCACGCACCAAGAUUCACGCGACGUUGUUAAUUGGGUUUUCCCUCAAGGGAAGGACGAUGUACACGAUAGCAUCUUCUCAAGGUCGCUAAGUGCGAUGUCUACGAUAUUGCACCGCGACAUAUACGGUUUAAAGUUACCGGGAUUCCCAAUCAACGGGGUUCAAACGCCAUGUCCAGACCCGCUAGCCACAGUCCGGUAUUCGUGCGUCUUCUGGGUUGACCAUCUCCGCGAGUCGAUUUCUGAUAAAGACACGCCACAACGCAACACACUGGUUGCGGUCCAGACAUUCCUUGAACAGAAGUAUCUUUGCUGGCUCGAAGCUCUCAGUUUACUCCGAGCUAUGUCGGAGGGUGUCAUUGCCAUAAGAAAACUUGAGGGCCUACUAGAGCGAACUCAUCAAAGGCAACUAACAACCUUUAUUCGGGAUGCGCACCGGUUCGCUCUCUCCUACAGAUGGAUAAUCGAGCAAGCCCCUCUUCAGGCGUACACAUCAGCCCUCGUAUUUGCACCGCUUAGUAGUCUAAUGAAGAAGAGAUUUAAGACGGAAGAACCUAGCUGGAUCAGUGUAAAGCCAGUAGUAGAAGCGGACUGGAAUGCGUGCCUCCAGACGCUCGAAGGCCAUAGCGACUCGGUUACCUCGGUCGCCUUUUCGGCGGAUGGCCAGCGGCUCGCAUCCGGUUCACGGGACCAUUCCGUCAAGAUCUGGGAUCCCGCCUCGGGCCAAUGCCUCCAGACGCUCCAAGGCCAUAGCAACUUGGUUACCUCGGUCGCCUUUUCGGCGGAUGGCCAGCGGCUCGCAUCCGGUUCAUGGGACCGUACCGUCAAGAUCUGGGAUCCCGCCUCGGGCCAAUGUCUCCAGACGCUCCAAGGCCAUAGGAACUGGGUUAACUCGGUCGCCUUUUCGGCGGAUGGCCAGCGGCUCGCAUCCGGUUCACGGGACCGUACCGUCAAGAUCUGGGAUCCCGCCUCGGGCCAAUGUCUCCAGACGCUCCAAGGCCAUAGCGGCUCGGUUACCUCGGUCGCCUAUUCGGCGGAUGGCCAGCGGCUCGCAUCCGGUUCACACGACCGUACCGUCAAGAUCUGGGAUCCCGCCUCGGGCCAAUGUCUCCAGACGCUCCAAGGCCAUAGCGGCUCGGUUACCGCGGUCGCCUUUUCGGCGGAUGGCCAGCGGCUCGCAUCCAGUUCACACGACCGUACCGUCAAGAUCUGGGAUCCCGCCUCGGGCCAAUGCCUCCAGACGAUCCAAGGCCAUAGCGACGAGGUUAACUCGGUCGCCUUUUCGGCGGAUGGCCAGCGGCUCGCAUCCGGUUCAGACGACCGUACCGUCAAGAUCUGGGAUCCCGCCUCGGGCCAAUGCCUCCAGACGCUCCAAGGCCAUAGCGACUGGGUUACCGCGGUCGCCUUUUCGGCGGAUGGCCAGCGGCUCGCAUCCGGUUCACGGGACCGUACCGUCAAGAUCUGGGAUCCCGCCUCGGGCCAAUGCCUCCAGACGCUCCAAGGCCAUAGCGACGAGGUUAACUCGAUCGCCUUUUCGGCGGAUGAUCUAAGGGCGCAUGGUGCCAGUGGUCAAUACUGCGACGCCAUCGUGGCCACCUGGAAGAACCGUGACAACUACACGGACGCCCAGAAAUGUUCCGACUGUGAACUCGGCCUGGGUAAGGCGCAGCUCUCGUCCCCCUUCGGAUACGACGCCGAAGCGGCGGCAGGCUUCUUUUCCUUGACCCAGAGCAGCAAAAAGACCGGGUACAACUACGCGACCCCCACCUCAUACGCUCUCAACUCCGCUGGGAUGGCACCGCCGCCGCAGCGCACCCGUAGCAUAGGUACUCAAUACGUCGUCAAGGCUGGCGAUACUUGUCGGACCAUCGCGGGACUGGCCGGGGUUGGAUCCUACCAGCUGAUCAACGAGAAUGGCCUCGACCUUAGCUGCAAUCUUUUGCCGCCUGCGGGUGAGUCCAUCUGCAUGCCGGAGAAAUGCGAGACGUUUGAGUUGGUGGUGGAUCAAACCUGCGACGACAUAAUGAAGGAGUAUGGCAUGACCAAGGCGCAAUUUGCUGGCCUGGAAUCCCUUCAUAAACCCGUCGUGCAGGAAUCUUGGAGACUGGAGAGGCUGGUUUCUUUACGCCAGGUCCAACCUGAUGAAUAUUGUCAGAUGAUAUCCCUCAAGUUCAGCAUUUCCGUUGAUGACUUCUACUUUCUCAACCCAAAUCUCGACAAAAACUGCACCAAUUUGUGGAAAGACACAGCCUACUGUGUCAAACCGGUCGGAAACAUUGUGACGUACCCAGGCUACAAGACAUCGACUGCCUCCACCAGCUUCACUUGCCCAACCCCACAGCCCACAGCAUCGGCGGCACCUAUCCCCAUACGUACUCUGCACCCCAAAGCGCCGGGGACAGUGAAUGAAUGUUUUCUUCACAGGAAUGCCUGGGAAAGCUCCUUCAUGGCAAAUAAUCCACUUUUCGCGGGCGGCAACAACUGCACCUCGUGGGCCAGUGUCGGCGACGUCACUAUCCAACAACUUUUGGAGUGGAACCCCAGUUUGUCCGCAACCAAGUGCGAGUUCAAGCCCGGAUCGAGCUACUCCUUCUUCAACUGUACCCAAUUCCCACUCAACUUCAACAUCACCCUCUCCACUGUCCUCACCCUCAACCCAUGGCAUGGCUCCACCCCCACGACCUGCAACCAAAACCUCUGGACCCGUAUGAACAUGGAUGGCUUCAUCCAACUGUGUGUCGAGCGAGCUGGCACCGGCACUCCCUCCCCCGCCACGACAAGCAAAGCCUCCAUCUCUACUCCCACCAAGCCACCCACCUCAACGCAGAGACCAACCACCGCCACAUCAAGCAUCACAAAACCACCCGCCUCAACAGCAGCCCCGAACCCCCCAGCGCCAACCCAACCAGGUGUUAGCCCCUCCUGCAAGAAAUGGCACGUCGUUGUAGGUGGAGACGGCUGCUGGGCAAUCUCCAACCAGUACAGCAUCGCCCUGGAGGAUUUCUACAAGUGGAACCCCGGCGUGAGGAGCGAUUGCGGUGCGCUGUGGAAAGAUUACGCCGUUUGCGUUGGGGUUUGAAAAGCAGGUUUGUUCAGUUGCGUGCCUGUUUUCAUCGGCAGGUUCUCUCACAAACGGGUUCGACGGAUGGUAUGGAUACCAGCAGACGCUUUUCAUGCUUCUACCUCUUGCACCCAGCUACGUUCAAUGCUGCCCCAAUAACUCAUGCCCAGUGUGUGAGCACCGGUGAAAACCGGCAUGUAUUAUUCACCCACCCGCCUGCCCCCCCCACACGUCCUUGCAUCAUGUCCUCUCUCCUCAAUACUCAAAAGCAUCAGGCCGAAUUGUGCAACCCCCACAACUCCCAACACCUCGGUCUCCCCGCCCCUUUUUCUGCAACCAAAUCUGCAACCCCUUUCCCAAUACCACAAAGCCCGAAACCCCCCCGCAAAAGGGCCACGCCGCACACUCCGCCCGCCCGCCUCUGCUACACACGACUGAAACUCUCCCCAACCAAAUGCG
Messenger RNA from Podospora pseudocomata, 4737 nucleotides. RefSeq lists its product as uncharacterized. The record is from RefSeq and is a predicted model, not a curated record. Gene Ontology annotation, molecular function: protein binding. The transcript is spliced from 6 exons. NCBI's taxonomy places the organism in Eukaryota, Fungi, Ascomycota, Sordariomycetes, Sordariales, Podosporaceae. The coding region runs from base 1 to 4296 and encodes 1431 amino acids.